Messenger RNA from Aspergillus welwitschiae, 2011 nucleotides. It is a transcript of the gene tif1, whose product is annotated as putative eukaryotic translation initiation factor 4. Lineage: Eukaryota; Fungi; Ascomycota; Eurotiomycetes; Eurotiales; Aspergillaceae. Bases 226 to 1422 code for a protein of 398 amino acids. Gene Ontology annotation, molecular function: ATP binding; RNA binding; RNA helicase activity. The record is from RefSeq and is a predicted model, not a curated record. The transcript is spliced from 7 exons.
AAAAAAAGUUCGCAGUGCUCGUCCCGCCGCUUCUGCUCCCCCAUUUUCCCACACCAUCUUCGGUGAUCCAACUUGAACUUCUUUUCUCUUCCCACCCCUACGACUUUUGAAGUCUUUGUGAUAUCUCUCAUCCCCGAGAGUUGUGCUGCCAGUUUUACUCCCAAAACCCCACCGUCUUCGAUCACAGCAUCUCGCCUGUGAUCUUUUCUCAACAACACCGCAAUCAUGGCUUCUAACGACAAGGGCUUGGAGGAGAUCCCCGAGGGACAGAUCGAGACUAACUACGAUGAGGUUACCGACUCUUUCGACUCCAUGGACCUGAAGCCCGAGCUGCUUCGCGGUGUCUACGCCUACGGUUUUGAGCGUCCCUCCGCUAUCCAGCAGCGUGCCAUCAAGCCCAUCAUUGCCGGCCACGAUGUCAUUGCUCAGGCUCAGUCUGGUACCGGAAAGACUGCCACUUUCUCCAUCUCCGCUCUCCAGAAGAUCGACCAGGAGCUCAAGGCUUGCCAGGCUCUGAUUGUCGCUCCCACCCGUGAGUUGGCUCAGCAGAUCCAGAAGGUCGUUGUCGCCAUUGGUGACUUCAUGAACAUUGAGUGCCACGCCUGCAUUGGUGGUACCAACGUCCGUGACGACAUGAACGCCCUCCGCGCCGGCCCCCAGGUCGUUGUCGGUACCCCCGGUCGUAUCCACGAUAUGAUUGAGCGCCGUGUCCUCAAGACCGACCAGAUGAAGCUCUUCAUCCUCGACGAGGCUGAUGAGAUGCUUUCUCGUGGUUUCACCGAGCAAAUCUACGACAUCUUCCAGCUCCUCCCCCAGUCUACCCAGGUCACCCUGCUGUCCGCUACCAUGCCCCAGGAUGUCCUUGAGGUCACCACCAAGUUCAUGCGUGACCCCAUCCGUAUCCUGGUCAAGAAGCAGGAGCUUACCCUUGAGGGUAUCAAGCAGUUCUACAUUGCUGUUGAGAAGGAGGAGUGGAAGCUCGACACCCUCUCCGAUCUCUACGAGACCGUCACCAUCACCCAGGCCGUCAUCUUCUGUAACACCCGCCGCAAGGUCGACUGGCUCACUGACAAGCUCACUGCCCGUGACUUCACCGUCUCUGCCAUGCACGGUGACAUGGAGCAGGGCCAGCGUGAUGUUAUCAUGAAGGAGUUCCGUUCCGGAUCUUCCCGUGUCCUGAUCGCCACUGACCUUCUGGCCCGUGGUAUCGAUGUCCAGCAGGUCUCCCUGGUCAUCAACUACGACCUUCCCGCCAACCGUGAGAACUACAUCCACCGUAUCGGUCGUGGUGGUCGUUUCGGUCGUAAGGGUGUUGCCAUCAACUUCGUCACCGCUGACGAUGUCCGCAUGAUGCGUGAGAUUGAGCAGUUCUACAGCACCCAGAUCGAGGAGAUGCCCAUGAACGUUGCUGACCUCAUCUAAACACCCUAAUACCAUCACCUAACGUCCCUCGAUGCGGAUUACGAAUGCAGUUGCCAAUAACGCUCCAAGGGUGAGCUGCGGUGGGAAAGACGUUUUGACAUCGUUGCGCUUCUCUUGGUAAAGGAGAAUCCUUCAAAAAGUGGCUUUCUGUGUCUCCAGCAUUUUCUCUUUCAGCAGUGGCGAGCGGGAACCGUCUAAUCUGCGUGUUUCUGUCUUGUGCUGUUUAUGGUUUCCUUUGUCUGUUAUUGCUUAUGGAGAUGCGACACGCUUGUGCGAUUUUAUUGCUGUAAUUCAUGGUUCUCUUCCGGAAACGCUUUUUCACACCCUUUUUCCUUUGCUCUGUACCUAGCUCGCUCUCUGGUUGGUUAAGGAUGCUGCGUUCAUACUUGACCAAGAGGUCGGGCCAAAAAUGUGAUUAGUUCAAUCAGGCUUUCUUUUCCUCGAGGCACUUUGGGUGGACGAAGAUAUGAUUAUGGCUCGGACUGGUUGUAUACCUGUGUUCACUAGUAUAGACAAGAGAGGUACAUACCAUUCCAUUAGUUUGUUUUGAAUAGUCAAUCUUCAACUCCUGGUUUUGUGGAACACGCGG